Molecule: messenger RNA, 2562 nt
Organism: Drosophila guanche
Lineage: Eukaryota; Metazoa; Arthropoda; Insecta; Diptera; Drosophilidae
Product: modifier of mdg4
Exons: 5
Coding region: 112-2073 (653 amino acids)
Biological process (GO): regulation of transcription by RNA polymerase II
Cellular component (GO): nucleus
Molecular function (GO): protein binding
Source: RefSeq, a predicted model, not a curated record
CGUUGGCAAAUGAAAUGGAAAAGGAUUAUCUCGAAUUAUCUAUCCAUCCAUAGAUAGAUAUGGCCUGAUAUCAAGCGCACCUACACAUAUGUGAUCCACACCAGAUGAAUUAUGGAACAUGUAAAUACCACAAAUGCAAGACUGCAGCACCAACAGCAACAGCAACAGCAACAUCAGCAGCAUCUUCAACUGCAGCAGCAUCAGUUCGAGCAGCAUCAACAACACAAUGAUAACCAACAGCAGUUCUGCCUCAGGUGGCACAAUCAUCAGACCAGUUUGCUGAGCACUCUGCCCGUGCUGCUGGACCAGUCGCAGCUGACGGAUGUGACCAUCUCGGCGGAGGGACGGCAGCUGCGUGCCCACCGGGUGGUGCUGAGUGCCUGCAGUAGCUUCUUCAUGGAGAUAUUCCGGGCCCUGGAGGCGAGCAAUCACCCGGUGAUCAUCAUACCCGGAGCCAGCUUCGGGGCCAUUGUGUCGCUGCUCACGUUCAUGUACUCCGGAGAGGUGAACGUGUACGAGGAGCAGAUACCGAUGCUCCUCAAUCUUGCAGAGACACUCGGCAUCAAGGGACUGGCGGAUGUCCAGAACAACAAUCUUCCCAAGACGGCAAAGGGCGGAGCCCACUCUUAUAUGGAGCCUCCGCACGAAAAGUCCUCGGAGUUCGAGCUUCAUGGCACACCCUCGCCGGCUCCAACCCCCACACACACGCCCACACCCACAUCCACCUCCACUCCGAGUCUGCCGCUGCCGCAGCAUGCCAGUCCCGCUCUGAGCACUCCGCUGCUGGCCAACAAACUGGGAUCGGUGGGUCCAGUGGCAGGUCCCAUGAUCGCCACCACCUCACCGUUGGAGAACCUCUUCAAGUCGCUGCAGUUCUAUCCGAGCCUGCUGCCGCAGCCACUGAACUUUUCGCAGACGGCACUGAACAAGACAACGGAGCUGCUGGCCAAGUACCAGCAGCAGUGCCAGCUGUACCAGAGCGGUUUGCAGGAGGAGGACGACUGCUUCGGCGCCAAGCGGCUGAAGGGUGACAGUCCGCCGAAGGAAGUCAAGCGGCAGGACAAGAUGGGGAAGAGCCUCAGGAACUCCGCCAGCAACAGCAACAAGAGCCCCACAGAGUGCUCGGUGCCCAAUCCCAUUGUGGCCACCUCACCCAUCACCCUGGCGCCCCCGGCCAUGGCGCACUUUUCGCCCCAGUUGCCGGUGGUCAAGUGCUCCUCCGCCAGCUACUCGAAUCCCCUAACUCCCAACCAGAUGUACAACACCAAGCCUCCGCUCUACAGUUGCGCUGUCACGCCCACCGCCGCCCAGCAGGCGGCCCAAAUGCACCACAGCCAGGCAGUCGCCUCCUCGCCCUACAUCUCGGCGGAGGACCACGCCAAGCUGCAGCUUCACAUCGAGCAGUAUCAGCGGGAGGCGGCCGCUGCCGCAGCCGCAGCAGCUACAGCCGGUGGCAUGGCUCUGGUCAGCGCCAAGUCGGAGCCGAAUCUACUCUCCCUGAGCGCCGAUCGCGAGAAGCAGCUGACCUCCGCCCCCAUCAAGCCGCCGUCCAACUCCAAGCUCUACGCCACCUGCUUCAUCUGCCACAAGCAGCUUAGCAACCAAUACAAUCUGCGUGUGCACCUCGAGACCCAUCAGAAUGUGCGGUACGCCUGCAAUGUCUGCUCACAUGUGUCCCGCAGCAAGGACGCUCUGCGGAAGCACGUCAGCUACCGCCAUCCUGGAGCGCCCUCGCCCUGCGAAAACGAGGCGCGACGCAAGCGUGUUGCUAAGCUGUCAACUGGCACGACCACUCCCACGCCCAGCCACACGAUGACCAGCGGCGAUAUUUUGGGAAGUGCAGGACAGGGACAAAGCCCGAGAGAAACUGUGUCCAGUCCGUACCUCUUUCUACCCAAUCAGUUUCAGAUGGCGGCAGCUGCAGCUGCCGUGGCUGAAUCCUCUUCAAAUGCUGGACCCUCCUCGGAUUUGGCUCAAGAGGCGCCGCCAGACAUCAAAAGCGAACGGGAGACGGCCGUGGCGAGCAAUGGAGAGCCGGGAUGUGGCGAUACGAGUGCGGUGGCGGGCACUUAGCUCUUGGUGGUGAAAAUGUUUUCUAAUUUCGAAUGUUGAACGGCUGAAAAUGCUGAGAUGCACAAAUGCACAGACACAAACACACUGACACUGGAAACACCCACACACACACAUGCAUAUACAUAUGGAACUCUUUAUCCCCCACCAACAAACAAAAAAGCAACAAAAACCAACGUCUUAGACCCGGCUGUGAUACUUAGCGCAAUUCGUUUUUUCGUCUUCUAUACACACACACAAACACACACGCACGCCCGCACACACAUACAUACACUCUUUAAUUUAUUUAUUAUUAUUUAUUCUUUUAGGCCAAAUCUUUAUUUUGUUGAGCUUACAGCGAGCCACCAGCGGGGCUCUCAAAUUAUAGAACUUUACGUUACCUUUCACUUUUGCUCUCUCUCCCUCCCUUACGCUCACGUACAUGAACACACUCUCGCACCUACACAUUCUAGUAAAUUAAGUGAAGUUUUUUAUAAAUAUUGUAAUUAUACA